AGUUACUUCCCCUAGCUACUCUCUAAAUGGAUUUGCUAUCUGAUUCUGAGAAGUAUUUAUCUGUUACUGAACGAUAUUUCACACAGAAAUAUUACAAAAAUCUGAAACAUGAAGGAGAAGAUGUGUGUGUUCUUGUACAUUCCAACAAGAUAUGUGUCAUAUGCUUAGCAGAGACACACCCAAUAUGCAAAGAUAAGAAGAAAGUAACUAGUGUAGAUUACCAGUUCGAUAAUGUAAACAGACUCUGUAACAGAGUGUCAGGAAAAGGCAAAAAGGGUGGACAAAACUUGACGCAAGAUGCGUUGUUAUGUAAAAUUUCUUGCGAAGAUGGGAGCCAAUAUUUUAUUCCGUGUGGUCUGAAGUGUCAGUUGCUGGAAACGAACGACAGUCUGAAAAAUUCACCAUCCACUCUGACAGAAAAGCCUUUGAGUGAUGGUUAUAUAGCAAUUGUCAUGCCAAAAUUGAAGGAGUUUCCCGGAGAAAUGGACAGAUUACUGACAAAAGAGGCAUUCUUCGGGAACAUUGCGACAUGAUUAUGUAACGGAUUCUGUGAGUUCGAAGUAACAGCCGCCAUGGACGUGGAUUUUGAAGUCAUCAGGUGCUGAAAUAAAAAGAGGAAAUGUCUGUGUUGUUGGAAUACCGGAAAGGGAAGUGAAAGAAGAAAACAUAACCACAGGGACGAAUCUCGCAGAUUUUUUUUGUUUUGAAUCCUUUCUAUUAAAGGACCCUGCACUUUGGUCGUUACAUCCUUAAAAUAUACAUUUGCUUUCUUUCACUGAAGUAUAUAAUCUUUAAGUAUUUUUGUCAGAUGUAGAAAAAUCUCAUUAGCUGUAUAUGUCUUUACUAAAUAUAUAAAUAAAUAGUGUAUGUAGAGCUGUGUGUCACGCUGAAAGAGUUACCAGUUUUUCAGUGGUAUUACACAUUUUUACUAUGAUCUAUUUUAAACCUUACGCAUAGUACUUUUAAUACACAUAAACAUGUUAAUUUAAUGUUUACAUAAACAUUGUGUAGUAAUAUUGUUCAUAGUUUCAAAUAUGAAAUUUGAUUCUAAUAUACCUUUAACAAAUGACUAUCAGUUGUAUUACUUAGUAGCACAGGCUCGUAUUAAAGUAAGAUGAGAUUUUAAAAAUAUCCACAGCGUUUUGUCGUUAUUUGUAUUAGCAAUAGCACAGUGGUACUGAAAGGCAACGCACGACAGUCCAAACACGUAGGUAUUUGCUAGUUAUACAAACAAAGAAUAGUCAAUCUCAACUGUUACAGUACUAUAUGUGUUUGUCUGAUAAAAGGCGUCGUCAGCCAUGUUAACUGCAGUAAAUGCAGUAACAUUUCUUGCAUUAAGAGAUUUAUAUUACACAAUAUGUUAGUUUCUGAGAAGUUAAUUUCAUAUGUUUUUGUUACACGUGACGUAUAAUUUACAUAUUUUGACACAUUAUUGAGAUCUUAACCAUAUAUCUAUUUAUAUUUAGUUUAUAGUCGUUCCAACUGUUGGAUACUGGCAUUAAGAGUGGCGUUUUAUGUUGAAGAUAAUAAUUAGUGUGACAUUAUUAUUGGUGUGUCAUUUGUUAGUGAAUGUUUUAGGAUACCUGUCAUUUCACAUUUUCCCUGGUAACAUAUCCGCAUUAAUAAUUAAUUUCCUGAUACACAUUCUUGCUUUUGCAGUCUGAAAUGUUACGUCAGCAUUUAAUGUCUUUAACUCACAGCAGUUGUUUAUGUUUCUGCCAUUUUCUGCCAGAGAGAUGUAAAUUUUUACAGUGUAAAAUAUUUUUAUCUGCUGCUCGCUCAAUGUGUAACAUUCAAUAAAGCCAACAUUUCUUGACUAAUAUUUGCAUAUUUUGUCCGGGUCUCACCUUUUUGUACUGAGUAAACUAGAGCUAUCACUAAAGGUGAUGAAUGUACCCCCCGCAUGCACUGACACAGUACAUUGCAAUUUGACGCAUACAAGAUUGCAUAAUUAUGUGGACUGUAUGUAUAUAGACUGUAUGUAUACAGUAUAGUAACAAAAAACAAAGUCCUAUAACUAUGCAGAAUAUUUAUCUAAAAGAAUGUAACAUGCACCAUGCACAACUAGGGUUGGUACUGAUCACUUGUGUGAAGUUUCAUUAAAUUGUGUGUAAGGGUUUGGUAGAUUAGGCACGCACAAGAUUGCAUAUGCAGACUGUAUGUACAUACUAUGUUAACAAGAAACAAAGUCCCACAACUCUGCAAUUUUUGUCGCUGAAAGAACCUAACAUGCCCCAUGCACAACUACUGUUGUUACUGAUCACUUGUGUGAAGUUUCAUUAAAUUGUGUCAAGGGGAUGAGGAGAGAUGGUGCGCACAAAAUUGUGUCUAUGUAUAUAGUAUAGUAACAAAAAACAAAGUCCCAUAACUCUGCAAAUUUUUUUUCUAAAAGAACCUAACAUGCUCCAUGCACAACUACUGUUGGUACUGAUCAUUUGUGUGAAGUUUCAUUAAAUCGUGUCAAGGGGAUGAGGAGAGAUGGUGCGCACAAGAUUGUGUCUAUGUAUAUAGUAUAGUAACAAAAAAACAAAGUCCCAUAACUCUGCAAAUUUUUUUUUCUAAAAGAACCUAACAUGCCCUAUGCACAACUACUGUUGGUACUGAUCACUUGUGUGAAGUUUCAUUAAAUUCUGUCAAGGGGAUAAGGAGAGAUGGUGCGCACAAGAUUGCGUCUACGGACAGACGGCUACGGACAGGACAGACAACCUGAAACCAGUAUACCCCCCCUUACAACUUUGUUGUCGGGGGGUACAAAAAGCAAACCGGCCAUUCUAAUAUUUGUAUUACUGUUGAACUUUGUUCACUCAAAUUCGGAUAAUUUGAACGCCAUCAUUCGCUCGAACUCUGCAACAUCCCUAUUCAAUGUAUAUCUUUCAAGGGCUCGAACUAUCAAUAACUCGAACACAUUUUACAGUUCCCGCCGAGUUCUAGCGAAAAAAUCCCACUUAAUAUUUCACCUCAUUAGUGGUUCUGGGACGACAAAUUUUGUAUGAAAAGAAAUGAAACCACUGCUUUACCCAUGCAGCAUUAUAAGAUGCCACUGAUACUGCUGUAUCUCUGUGAUUCCAACAGGAAAUAAACGUUUUGAUUCCAUACCUCAUAUUUGUAUUUCGAUGUAAAUGAGAUUUGAAACUAGAAUUUGUAAUCCUUUUUGGCGUCAUAAUAGCUGUUUUGAGUUGGUGUGCCUUAAAAUCAAUAUCAUUGAGUUUGGAUGUUAUGUCUCACGUGGUUCUGGGACAACUUUGAAACCACUGUCUUACCCUUUCGUGACCGUAAGAGAUGAUGAAUAGAGUCUGAAGACUUGGUUUUGCUUUAUUUCUAUGAUCCCAAUAGGGAUAAAAGUUUUGAUAUUUAUUUAAUGUAAAUGAGAAGAUAGACCUUAAUUUUAGUUCUGUUUGUCGCCUUAUAACCUUUACUGUCACGGCUGGUUCGCCAUAAUACCGAAAUCAAAUUUAAUAUGUCAUGCACCAUAACAGAAACGAAGGUCGAACACGCGGAGGUGAACUAUGAAAGAUCAUUAAUGCAAAUAUUACUAAGGCGGGUUAUCUUCUUUGAUCAGUAUUUAUCCAUUUGAAUUACUACUUUCCUGAAGUAAGCAGUUCUGCUAAUUUAAAGUAUAUUUAAGAAGAGAAAACUUAUUAAUUCAAUACGACACUUUGUGAAAAGUACACCUACAUGUUAAUGUCUUACUUCUUAAGAGAGUACAUUAAGAUUUUGCUCCUUAGCGUCACGAAGCUGUCUUCGAAAUAGAUUUGAUAAGUUUGAUAUGUUAAUCAGAUAGAAUGUUAAUGGUUGAAAAGCUUUUAUGUCUUUGACAAAAAGUAUCGUGACACUUGGUGCCGUUAUACUUUCUUGUGCUGUCGGAUUAUGUCAUUCAAUAUUUCUAGAUUUCUAAAUAGAUUAAAAGAAUCUAUCACCGGGUAAAGGUGCGGUGGUGGGUAACUAUUUAGGCGGUAGAGCCUCGUUACCGCCUAAACAGUUAACCUCAAGGCAGAAUAGUUCCAUCUGCACCUACAACUAGUGAAAGAAUUACAUUCUGAUCAUGUCGGUGUUAGGGGACGUUUGUGCGUUAGGGAUGUGUUUAUUACCUCUGUUGAGCAGAGAAAUCAAACCGUUUAAAACAUGAGUAAUGUAUUAUUUAUUGGUUAACAUCAUCAUGAUGUGUUGUUCAGGCAAAUAAUCAUCACCCACAAGACUUUAAUAUUAAUGAUUUGAAUAUAUCUGACUAACCCCUUUAAAUGUUAUGUGAAAAUCAAUAAUUGUUCUAGAAGUUCUGUUGAUAUUUGAGAAGUGGGGAAUCGUCUUUUAGUUAAUAUAUCUACGUGGUGUUAAAACAACACCCGCAAUUGACUAAUGCCACACUUUAUUGCAUUUCUCUUUUACUGAAGUAAAUCGCUUUCUUUCUGUCAUUAUCUUUCUUUAUAUAGAUGGUUUUAUUUUACUCAUGAUGUAAGUUGAUAACAGUUAAUACUUUACUUUAUUGCCAUGCUAAUACAUCUGUUGUGUCAUAAAAUCAAUUAAAUAAAUCAAAUAUGCAACUUAUUUUUUCUUUUACUCUAGAUGGCACUUGAAAUUUGAAAUUACGUCUUUAGCACAUGCUCAAGCUUUAGCAACUUACGCUCUGGCUCUAAGAGUUUUAUUUGGCUGAGUAAGCAUUAUAGACUGACAGGUGAGAAUAUAGUUUAUGUAAAUAAUGUAUUUACCUAGGCACAGGUGGCUAAGACUGGGUGUAUUGGUUUGUGAGUUUAAACAUUUGAUCACAGAUGUAUUACAGUUUAUUCAAGUGAUGAGUGUUUGUUUAGUUGUCUUGUUCAGUUAAAUACCGUGCUUCAAAGUUAAACGGUUUUGUGGUAUAUAAUCCAUUUUAAUGAAAUAUUAAAGUGUACUACAUACAGAUAUACGUCUUGAACGUACAGUUGAUACUUAGCAAUGUGACUGUUAGUAUUUGCAACUACGCCUUGAAAAAGCAAUUUUAAACAAAUAGAUAUGAUAUACAUGUAUAUGCUAAUUUUGUAAUAUGUAAUUAAACAAUGUUUUAGACAUGGAAAAUCUGUUAAUUAAGGAAGCUAUUUCAGUUGCUGUAUUGUUUUGUGGAAUCGUGACUACAGUUGUCUGUUUCGCAUUAUUUAGGAGACAUAGCAUUCAUUCAUCACAAUGUUCAAUUUAAAUAGAAAUCGGCGUGCAAGAAAUAGACGCUGUCUGUAUAGGAGUCUGAUGUUUACUUUUUAUAGUGCCGCACUGUCGAUGUCAUACAAUUUUAGGCCGGCGACACUGUUGUAAUGAAGAUCUGACGCAAAUACACUAUAUAAUAACAGAAGUUUUAACACUAAGUAGAACAUGCAAUGAGUAAAAAAUUUAAAUAUUAUUGUAUAAUAUAUUGAAUUCUUUUGACGUUCGGGUGCUAAGCAAGUUAUAAAUAAUAGAGGUAGAGCAUUAUAAAACCUUCGUCCUAAGGUUUAUCUUCAUGCACGUAAUAUAUUGUCUUAUGUCUUAGUGUCGCUGGUGUAUGAUGAUGUGAGUUUUCAUUGUUAUAUAAAGAAAAUAUGUUGUCUAAUUAUUAAAACAUAAUAUUUUA
This is a messenger RNA of Mercenaria mercenaria, 5575 nucleotides long. Its product is annotated as protein Abitram-like. NCBI's taxonomy places the organism in Eukaryota, Metazoa, Mollusca, Bivalvia, Venerida, Veneridae. Gene Ontology annotation, biological process: regulation of actin filament polymerization; regulation of filopodium assembly; dendrite morphogenesis. Bases 27 to 533 code for a protein of 168 amino acids. The transcript is spliced from 6 exons. The record is from RefSeq and is a predicted model, not a curated record. Gene Ontology annotation, cellular component: dendrite; lamellipodium; filopodium tip. Gene Ontology annotation, molecular function: actin filament binding; actin monomer binding.